Molecule: messenger RNA, 2931 nt
Organism: Abrus precatorius (Indian licorice)
Lineage: Eukaryota; Viridiplantae; Streptophyta; Magnoliopsida; Fabales; Fabaceae
Product: receptor-like protein 56
Exons: 6
Coding region: 1-2931 (976 amino acids)
Molecular function (GO): protein binding
Source: RefSeq, a predicted model, not a curated record
AUGGAGUUGCGUUGGAAGAAGGCAUGGUUGUUAUUGUUCUGGACAAUAGUAUUGUGUCAUGUGUUAGGCACCAGUGGGUGCUUCCAAGAACAGAAGGGUGCACUGCUGGAUUUCAAGGCUACUUAUUCGAAUGAGACAUUGUUGGCUUCAUGGGUGAAUGACCCAAAAGCCAAUUGCUGUGCUUGGGAACGAGUCACUUGUGAUUCCUCUUCGGGACAUGUCAUCCAUCUCUCUCUUCAUCAUCUUCAUAGAAAUCGUGAUAUGGGUUUCUAUGGGCUCUGUUCAAACUACACACACUUAAACUGGUUCUUGUUCCUGUCCUUCACCGAAUUGAGAAGUCUUCGUUUAUCCGACAAUUGUUUUGAUGGCAUCACUUGGAAACAAGAUUAUAAAAGCAAGUUAACAUUGAAGAAGCUAGAGACAUUAGAUCUCGACUACAAUCAAUUCAACGAGAGCAUAAUGGAACUCAUGAGUACUCUCCCAUCGCUCAAGGAUUUAACUGUUUCUGCCAAUGGUAUAGGUGGACCUUUUCCUAUGAAAGAAUUACCACGAUUACAAAACUUGGAGCUGUUGGAUUUGAGCUACAAUCGUCUUGGCAAACCCUUUAUAAUUCAAGCAUUCGAUUACAUGACCGACAAAUUUGUAGAUAAUGUCCAUGCCAAUUGGUCUACGUUAACGACCCUCAACUUAGCUACCCUAAAGAAUUUGACGACGCUCAACUUAGCUAAUAAUGAGCUUGACAAGGGAAUACUCUCAUCCUUGGUUACCUUACCAGCUCUCAAAUAUUUGUUCUUAGGUUAUAAUUCUAUGGAAGGCGAUGUAGAUGACAAAGUUUUAGCAAAUCUAAGCAAGUUGGAAGUCCUUGACCUAGAAAGGUCAUUCACAAAUGCAUCUUUCCCAAAUCAAGGUUUAUGUAAGAUGAAGCAACUUCAAGAGUUACAUCUGGCUGCUAAUAAUUUCAUAGGAACUUUGGAUGCAUGCCUUGGAAAUUUGACAUCACUUCGAAUUCUUGAUCUUACAUAUAAUUCCUUAACUGGGAGGAUUCCAGUACCUUUAAUUGCUCGCCUUACAUCGCUAGAGUAUUUUUCCCUAUCUCUCAAUAACUUUGAGGGCACAUUCUCAUUAAACAUCUUUGCUAACCAUUCAAAGCUUAAGGGAUUAGAACUUAACUUUAUGAAUUCCAAAACAUUUCAAGUGGAAACUGAGAAUCCUCGUUGGAUUGCACCAUUUCAAUUAGAACACCUAGAAAUUUCCCAUUGUCAGGUAAACUUACCCACAAAAGUAAUUCCUACCUUCCUUUCAUAUCAAAAAGGUUUGAGAUAUAUUGAUCUGUCAGGCAACAACCUAGUUGGUAUGUUUCCCAAUUGGUUGAUUGCAAACAAUCCACAACUAGAAGUUGUGUCUUUAAAUGAUAACACUUUCACAGGACCUUUUAAGCUACCAUUUGAUCUAAGUCAUCGCAUGGAUAAAAUGUACAAGUUGGACUUAUCACACAACCAAAUCCGAGGUGAGCUCCCCAAUAAUAUAGGAUUCUACAUCCCACAUUUACAACAGUUUGAUGUCUCAAGCAAUAUGUUUGAUGGUCACAUUCCUACUUCAAUUGGAGAAAUGUCAAGCUUGAGGGGAUUGCAUUUGGAGAACAAUAGUUUUUCUGGCAAUGUACCAGAACACAUUUUUAAUGGAUGCAUCUCAUUAAUAGACUUGAAGAUGGAUAAUAACCAACUCAAUGGAACACUUCCAAAUGGGAUUGGAAAUCUUAGGCUUUCCACCUUAACUGCAUCGAGUAACAACUUAGAAGGUGAAAUAACUAAAGAAUUUUGUGAGCUUGAGCUUGAUAUUUUAGACUUAUCUUACAAUAAAUUCUCUGGUGCACUACCCGCUUGCUUCAAGAUGCCAUCAUACCUUUUUUUGCAAGGAAAUAGUCUUACUGGCAUGAUUACUGAAGCAUUCACAAAUAGCCAUGGAAUGGAAGCCAUUGAUUUGAGUGACAACAAAUUUACAGGAACUAUUCCAGAAAGAAUUAACUUUGAUUAUUUGAGAUUUCUUUUAUUGGCAGGUAAUCAAUUGCAUGGCCAUCUUCCCAAUUUUCUCUGUCAAAUACGAAAUGUCCAUAUCUUAGACCUCUCACGCAAUAACUUUACUGGGUCUAUACCUUCUUGCUUCAAUAAAUUCACAUUUGAAGACAAGCAAUUAGAUUUCUCACCACACAGUUCCAAUUUAGAACCUUCAACAUUAUUUUCUUUAUAUGAUGUAAACCAAAAAAUUGGACAAUUUAAGGGUACAUUUGAAUUGGGAGAAGUGCAAUUCAUAACAAAAGGUUCAUCCCUUUCGUAUAAAGCUGAUGUAAUUCUACAAAUGUCAGGAUUAGAUUUGUCAUCUAAUCAAUUGACAGGAGAAAUUCCACCCCAAAUAGGAGAUCUCCAUGGCCUUCAUGCACUCAACUUAUCUCAUAACCGUCUAAAUGGAGCAAUUCCAGAGAGCAUCCAAAAGCUAGAAAACAUAGAAAGCUUAGAUCUUUCAAAUAACAACUUGAGUGGACAAAUCCCACUUCAAUUACAGGACUUGAACUCUUUAUCUGUCUUCAAUGUGUCCUACAACAAUUUAUCAGGCAAAGCACCAGAUAAGGGACAGUUUGGUACCUUCGAUGAAAGUAGCUACAAAGGAAAUCCAUAUCUUACUUGGAGUGUCAGUAACAGAGGCAAUGCAACACUGCUGCCACCUUCAACUUUGUUGAAUGAUGGUAAGAAAAAUCACUCUGCAAUUGAUUUCACUUCCUUCUAUUGGAGUUUUGUUGCAUCCUAUGUCAUGAUACUAAUAGUGUUGGCCACAAUCCUUUGGAUCAAUCCUCAUUGGCGAAGAGCAUGGCUUUAUUUUGUUGAAGGGUUCCUCCUUAAAUGUUUUGGUCAAUCUCUUGAAGAUGCAUUUUACUAG